This is a messenger RNA of Eurytemora carolleeae, 3564 nucleotides long. RefSeq names its product GATOR complex protein WDR59-like. Bases 82 to 3048 code for a protein of 988 amino acids. Gene Ontology annotation, molecular function: protein binding. The transcript is spliced from 3 exons. The record is from RefSeq and is a predicted model, not a curated record. Lineage: Eukaryota; Metazoa; Arthropoda; Copepoda; Calanoida; Temoridae.
CAUAUGUAUGGUUAUUUUCAGAUGAAUUCCAACUGUCCAGAAUAGAUUAUUACUACUGUACAAGAGAUUAACUCUGCAAAGAUGGAGAUUGCUAAUUUUAGUCGUGAUCUCCCGUCCUGUACAAGUAUGGGAGUUAACUGUACUGGACAGCUUGCUCUUAUCUCAGGUCGGAGAUGUCAAGGAUUGCUCAACCUGGAUAAUCCAUCUGUUCUCCUGAACCGUGAAACCAGGACGAGUAAAUGGGACGUGAUCUCCUGUCAAUGGAGUCCUCUGGAAGAGAAUAAAAUUGCAGUAGCCAGUAACAACAAGAUUGAAAUAUUAAAUCUUUAUGAUACAGAUUUGUUACCAGAGUUCUCACUCCGUGCACACACUAGAGUUAUCACUGAUAUCGCCUGGCACACCCAUAACAAGGAUAUACUAGCCACUAGUGCUACAGAUGCUUUUAUCUAUUUAUGGGAUCUCAGAGACGGUCGGCGGCCAAAAAUGGCACUUCAAGCUGUUGCCGGGGCCGUGAAGGUUAAAUGGAAUAAAGUUAGUGGCAAGUAUUUGGCUUCAGCACAUGAAGGAGAGAUAAAACUCUGGGAUAUAAGAGCAAGUAAGUCUCCGGUUCAGUAUAUAAAUGCUCAUCUCUCCAGGAUAUAUGAUAUGGACUGGAGCCACGAGGAUGAGAACCAUCUUGUCUCUGCUAGUCAGGAUAUGACUGUCAAGUACUGGAAUAUAUCCAACCCGGGUAAAGCGGAAGGGAUAAUCAAGGUUCAAUCUGCUCCGGUCUGGAGAGUAAACCGUACUCCGUUCGGUCAUGGUCUUCUCACCCUUGGAAUGCAGUCGGUUGUGCGCGGAGAGAAUAAUCUGAUGCUCUGGAACAACAACAAUCUUGUAUCUCCGGUCCAUACCUUUUAUGUACCAGACAUGAUUCUAGAUCUGGCCUGGAGACAGUGGUCAGAGUCAAACCGCUGUCAACUUGUAACCUGGUCUAAAGAUCUUACUCUCCGAAUCUGGAACCUUGAUCUAGAGUUGCAGGAGAAGUGUGGACUGGUUUUAGAGGAGGAGGUAGAGAUUGAUCGUAGUGAGGAUUUUGAGCAGAUCUGUCCAGGAGACGACAGAUUAUCUUUAGACGACGAAGGGUCUUCUGAGAACUAUGUCGAAUUUGAAGAAGAAGAAACUGUCGUUGUUGCGUCCCCGAUAAAUUCAUUUCGUCGCCCAAUUGGGUUCAAUCGGAAAAAUUUCUCUGCGAGCCUUCAAAACAGUUUGCCGGGGAAUUUUGAACGUGAUAAACCUAUGAAUUUAAACUACGAAUUUUCUCUGAUAAACCUGAGCGAGAAGUUGAGAGUUGAACAUGAAAACUCUGAAGAAAGAGUGUUUACAGUGUCUGCACAAACAAGGAAGAAUCAACUUGUCCUAAACGUGAAGUUUCCAAUAAACUAUCCGAACCAGGUUGCACCAUCGUUUAGUUUCCUCGAGGGAACUACCAUAGAUAACGUGAGCAGAAACAAUAUUCUUCAAAGAUUAAAGAGUGCUGCUAAGCAGCAAACCUCUAGGAACCGUCGUUGCUUAGAAUCCUGUCUCCGACAGUUUGAGCUGAGUGUGGAUAAUCUGAACCUAGUUGAAGAGGAGCAGUUGCAGGUUAACAACCCCCAGCUCACUGGUAUCACUAAGUCCAAAUCAAUGUUUGGAGAAUUUCCUGAUCAUAAUGUCCCGUUUCCGCGUAGUUCCGGAGCUAGAUUCUGCGGAGACGGACAUCUUGUCUGUUUUGGGUUUACCCGGCAGUAUAUGGUUAAGAUACAAUCUCCGGAGUUAGAUCCUGCUGAGGUUGAGCUUGGUUCAAGUGCAGAUAUUGCUAAAACCCCCCGAGCUUUAUCAGCAUACUCCUCCAAGAUGUCUUUACUCUCGAACGGAUCCACCUCGCCUAAAUUUGGUGGAAUGAACGUGUUGUCUCUUUUUGAUCAGAACGGUUCCCAGGACUUUCCGUUGCAAGCUCGGGUCUCCAGAGUUCGGUUCUCCUCUCAGAAGAGCCGAACUUUAUCUUCGUCUUCUGAUGACAAUCUCUGGAACACGGUGGAUAAAAGAAAUAAACUUUCCGUGUUAAGCCGGAGUAAGAAGCUAGCUGAGGCGAAAGUUACUGUUUACAACUGCUCCGCUUUGCUCCCAUACUGCAAGAAGUUGGCUAGUAAAUAUCUAGUUCCAUGUUCUCCGGGUGCGCUUAACCUCUCUACUUUUCAGAUUUGCGAACAUAAUGCCCAGGUUGCAAUUGAGCACGAUAGACCAGACCUACAGAAGAUUUGGUCUCUAGCUGCUGUUGUUGCAUCCUCAAACUCUUCUUCUCAUGAUCAACUUCGCCCCUGGGCAGCACAUCCGUGUGGGCGUUCCCUUCUAACAAGUAUCAUCUCCCAUCAUGUUUCUAUUAAAGAUGUGCAGACUGCUGCAGUUCUCAGUUGUAUAUUUGGGAAUAAAGUUGAAUAUACUCCUAGGGUCAGAAAGAAAAACAGUAAAUCUGAAAGUAUCCAAGUUGACAAGGAUUCAGCUUGUGAUGCGCUAUCCUACACCUCUCCUGGAAGAGCCAAUAGAUCCAACUCAGACACUCAGAACGACGAAACCUAUCACGGAUCUAUGGAAAGAAGAUUAUCUAUGUAUAGCGAUGAUGGAGAAGAAUAUUCCCAGUUCUGGGAGGAUUCUCGGCUCCUGGAUCCGAAAUUAAACUCAACCUACGAUGGACUAAUAGAAUCCUACGCGGACCUCCUUUACCGGUGGAAGAUGUUCCAGCAAAGAGCUGAGUUGAUGAAACAAAUCUCUGAGUUGAAGCAUGUUAGCUCCUAUACCUCUAGCAUAACUCUGAUAUGUCCAACCUGUGGUAAGAUACUACGAGGUCCCUGGUGUAUCUCCUGCCGAACCCUCUCCUUCAAUUGCUCAGUGUGUAGAUCUCCAUGUCGAGGUCUAGUUUCUCUCUGCCAGCAGUGUGGACACGGUGGACACGCUCUACAUCUCAGUCAAUGGUUUGCACAGAAUAUCAGCUGUCCCUCGGGCUGUGGAUGUAAAUGCCCUAAAAAAUAAGUUAAAAUAACGGCACAUUUUUAUCAGUUUGGGUUUUGUUGGUACAAUGAAAUUUGGAUAUUUAAUGUAAACAAUCAAAUAAGUCGUCCAUGAUCUAAAUUUAAUGAAUUUGUAUAACUGUCUGCCGCCUGCCGUUUAAAUUAGAAUCACCGAUUCAAAUCUUUUCUUAAUCUUUAACUUUGAAUUGGUGGUUCAAAUUUGAACUGUCAGUUAGUAGUUCAGCGAUGUAGCUCAAAUAUUUACGUCUUACACAUUGCUUUAUACGUUGCACUGUAUUUAGUCUUUUUGUUAAAGUGAGUUCAAGAUGCAUUUUAAUAACCAAGCAUUUCUUAAAAAAGAAAAACUAUUUUAUAUUUUGAUAAUACAAACAUUUAUUUUCGGUUUACCACUUACACAUUUAAUUUUAUAUUUGAUACUUGAUGUGAUACCUUAAAUAUCUUGUUUAAUUUUACAUUAUACAUUAUUAUACAACUACAUACAUGCUAUAUUUUACUCAAUGGGUGAAUUUUUCAGAAA